This is a messenger RNA of Drosophila grimshawi, 1061 nucleotides long. It is a transcript of the gene GstE13, whose product is annotated as glutathione S-transferase 1. The transcript has 4 exons. Lineage: Eukaryota; Metazoa; Arthropoda; Insecta; Diptera; Drosophilidae. Gene Ontology annotation, biological process: glutathione metabolic process. The record is from RefSeq and is a predicted model, not a curated record. Gene Ontology annotation, molecular function: glutathione transferase activity. The coding region runs from base 88 to 762 and encodes 224 amino acids.
AAGUUCUUUGUCUUGGUGUAUGUUUGCCUACGUGGUUACGUCGCUAAUAUUUUGUUCAGUUAUUUAACAAAGCAAAACAUUUCGAGAAUGUCUGCAAAGGCAAUUUUAUAUUACGCUCUCUUUAGCCCCCCGGCAAGGGCCUGCAUUAUAACUGCCAAGCUUAUUGGCUUGGAUGUCGAGCUUAAAGCCGUUGACUUUUCAAAGAAGGAGCACUUGAGCGAGGAGUUUCUAAAGCUUAAUCCCCAGCACCAAAUACCCGUUUUCGUAGACACCGAUGGUGAAGUGUAUGUGGACAGUCAUGCAAUUAUGUGCUUCAUGGUGUCCAAGUACGCUAAGAACGAUCAGCUUUAUGCCAAGGAUUUGAAACGUCGAGCACACAUCGAUCAUCGCCUGCACUACGAGAACGGUGUGCUUUUCCAGGUGAUCAAAGACAUUGUGGCGCGUAAUAUUUAUGGCAGCGAGACGGAGUUCAACAAGCGAUCGUUGGAACUAUGCCAAGAUGCUUACGCUACACUGGAGCAUUUUCUCGAGCAGGGCACUUUCGUAGUUGGCCACGAAUUGAGCGUCGCCGAUAUAUCUAUAAACACCACACUUGUUACAUUGGACCUGCUCAUACCGGUGGAUAGAUACCGCUAUCCCCAAAUCAGUGGCUGGUUGGCGCGCAUGAAGCAACUGUUGCCGGACUAUGAAGAGGUGAAUCUAAAGGGCGCCCAGGCGUUGCAGCAGCGCAUUCAAAGCUGCAUGGCCGCGCACAAACCAUAAUCAUACUUCAUUGUAAUCGAUCAUUAUUAGUUUAUUUUUUAAGCUAAUUGGAUUAUAUACUUGCUAUACUAAUUCUUAGUUUGUCUUGUGAUUUGGAAGUCAAAUGUUCUUGUAUUUUUUGAAAUAGUUGCUCGUUAUUUUUUGUUUAAUAAGCCGCUAACAGUUAGAAAGAAUUAAUUGUUUUCCUCAAACUACAACUAGAGUAAUAAUAUUUAAGGUUUUGUCUGGUAUCAUAUGUUAUCGCAGGUGACUUGCCCGCUACCUACGCCUAGCUAUAUACAAUACAAUCAUAAACCUAA